Molecule: messenger RNA, 2282 nt
Organism: Perca flavescens (yellow perch)
Lineage: Eukaryota; Metazoa; Chordata; Actinopteri; Perciformes; Percidae
Product: TBC1 domain family member 12-like
Exons: 11
Coding region: 106-1191 (361 amino acids)
Biological process (GO): regulation of GTPase activity
Molecular function (GO): GTPase activator activity; small GTPase binding
Source: RefSeq, a predicted model, not a curated record
AGGAAGAACCUGGAGUUUGAGCCGCUUUCCACCACGGCUCUCAUCCUGGAGGACCGGCCAGCGAACCUGCCUGCCAAAUCUCUGGAGGAAGCUCAGAGACACAAAAUGGAGUACGAGGAGAUGGUUGCAGGAGCCAAGAGGAGAGAGAUGAAGGAAGCCCAGAGGAAGAAGCGUCAGAUGAAGGAGCGGCACCGACAGGAGGACAGCAUCUCCAACGCCAUGGUCGUCUGGAACAACGAGAUCCUGCCCCACUGGGACUCCAUGAAGGGAACGAGGCGGGUCAGGGAUCUCUGGUGGCAGGGACUUCCUCCCAGUGUCCGAGGAAAAGUGUGGAGCCUCGCCAUCGGCAAUGAGCUCAACAUCACACCAGAGCUGUAUGAGAUCUUCCUGUCCAGAGCCAAAGAGAAGUGGAGGAGUUACAGUGAAACCAGUUCAGUCAACGACAGUGAGAGUGACGGAGGAGCGUCUCUGGCUGACAGAGAGUCCAGUCUGGAUCUCAUCAAGCUGGACAUUUCCAGAACCUUCCCCUCUCUCUUCAUCUUCCAGAAGGGCGGCCCCUACCACGAUCUCCUCCACAGCGUGCUGGGGGCUUACACCUGUUACCGACCUGACAUUGGCUACGUCCAGGGCAUGUCGUUCAUUGCUGCUGUGCUGAUCCUCAACCUGGAGGAGGCCGAAGCCUUCAUUACCUUCGCCAACCUGCUCAACAAACCCUGUCAGAUGGCCUUCUUCAGAGUCGACCACGAACUGAUGUUGAAGUAUUUCGCAGCCUUUGAGGUUUUCUUUGAGGAGAAUCUGCCUCGACUCUUCAGCCACUUCCAAAACAACAACCUGACCCCCGACCUCUAUCUGAUCGACUGGAUCUUCACUCUGUACAGUAAGUCUCUCCCUCUGGACGUGGCGUGUCGGGUGUGGGACGUCUUCUGCCGGGACGGGGAGGAGAGUUUGUUUCGGACCGGGCUCGGCAUCCUGCGUCUUUUCGAGGACGUCCUGCUCCAGAUGGACUUCAUCCACAUCGCCCAGUUCCUAACCCGGCUGCCGGAGGACCUGCAGGCACACACACUCUUCACCGCCAUGGCCAACACACACAUGAUCAGCAGGAACCGCCGCUGGGCUCAGGUGUUUUCCGCAUUGAUGAAGGAUGGAAAUAAAGAGACGGACAAAAACACCAGCCCGGCUCUGAGAAGCUAACACUAGCCAACCCCUCGACGCUGAUGCCCGCCUUUCUUAAAAACUAAUCGUCAAAACUAAUCGAGCUGUGAAUGACGGAAGCUCGCUUCCUGCCUGCCGCGACAAAAAACAAAACAAAGGGGGCUAGCUGGGCAGCUCGAAGCCUCGUAGCCCGAAGCUAAAAUAGUCACUCCAAGAGGCUACGAAGCUACGAAGCUUGGAGCGACUGCGAGCCAGCCCGGGCCCUCGAAGGCAGAGAGUGACGACGAGACUUUUGGCCUGAGCAUCCCGUCAUGUGAAGGAGUGGUCUGUGGCUGGUUAGUCCCAAACGCCAGCAGCCGUUGUCAAGUCGUUCUCCGGAGAAGCCAACUUGUCGUUCAAGCAGCUGGGGGUCACUACUCCACCAGCCUACUGAAGCUGGGAAAAUUAAAAACUGUAACUUUGCAGAUAAUAUUCUGUUAUUUCCGCUGCCGGCUGGGAGGGAAAAAGUCCCUCCCUGCCUCCCCGUCGGGACACAAACAACCACUAAACAUUGAGCGUUGCGCCCCGUGUAAUUCUCAAAGACUCCAAUUCUUUCGGUGCUAAUGAGUUCCUAGAGGCUUAAAAAAAAGGCCUCUGUGGUUUAAUUGUUGAGUAGGUUCUUGUAGGUUUUGAUUACAUACUAUUAAUAAUUUGCUGUGGAUUUAGCUUGAUCUCUUCGAUUAAAAAAAUAAAUAAAUGACGGGAAUCUGCGCAAGCAUGGCUCGUGCUAAUAUCCUCGUUUGUAGCUGUUACUUUAGCCUCCUACGUUAAGCUCCUAGCUUUAUAAAAAUGUAUAUCUGGGGGCAACAAACCCCCCCCCAACCGAAUAUGGGGAAGAAACGCGGGGAAAUGGAAUCCUUUUGUACAGUACAGUCUUUCUAAUUGAACUAACGCACAUCUCAUCAGAGAUUCUAACGAGCUCGAGCAGACUAAAUAUUACGUGGUUUUGAUGUUUUACAAGAACAAGAAACUAAUUAUUCCAAGGUCCAUUGGGCUCAACAAGUCUUUUCUACAUGUGUUGAAUACUUUAAAAUGUUAUCCUGAAUAUAGAAAAAAAAAAAAUCAAACUGUUAAGGCUGUGUUCACACUCG